Molecule: messenger RNA, 237 nt
Organism: Paramecium sonneborni
Lineage: Eukaryota; Ciliophora; Oligohymenophorea; Peniculida; Parameciidae
Source: the annotation of a GenBank genome assembly
AUGGAUUCAACCAACGAGAGCUGCACUAAUUCGAGUUCUUUUCAUUCUGUAUUUAAGUUAAAAGUAAUGAAGAAAUUUAUAAACUGUUUCUUUCCUGAAUACAACAAUUUUAUAGAUGUGGCAAUUUAUUUGCUUAAUAGUGGAUAAAAAAUUUUCAAUUUAGUUUCUACUAUAAAGGUUAUCUGUUUGUCAUAAUAUCAAUAAAGUUAUUAAGUUUAUCAAUUUAUCUUAGAGUGA